AUGACACAAGCUGCCAAAGAUGCAGCUAGAUUUUUGAAGAGUACUCUCCGUCUCCCCCGUUCGAAAUUUCCGCCCCGUAUUCCUCCUGCGGACCUUGCCAAACUCCUUCCCAAAUGUACAGACGAUCUGUAUGCCUGGCAGCGCCGGGAGCGACCCAGCUCGAAGCCAUUUGUGCUACAUGAUGGCCCACCCUAUGCAAAUGGAGAUCUUCACGUUGGUCAUGCACUCAACAAGAUAGUCAAGGACAUUAUAUGUCGAUCGAAGUUGGCGGAAGGUAGACGCGUCGAUUACGUACCAGGUUGGGACUGUCAUGGAUUGCCCAUUGAGCUUAAAGCCUUGGAGCACUCUGGUUGGGAGCGUGGACAAGGGGUUGAUCCCGUCAAAAUCCGUAAAGCUGCCAGAAAAUUUGCACACAAGGCGGUCGAGAAACAGAUGGCCGGUUUUCGUUCAUGGGCCGUGAUGGGCGACUGGAGUAAUCACUGGACGACUAUGCAAAAAGACUUUGAAAUGCGGCAGUUGUCAGUCUUUCAAUCCAUGGCAGAUCACGCCUUAAUAUACCGAAAGCACAAACCCGUCUACUGGUCUCCCUCUUCAGGAACUGCUCUUGCGGAAGCGGAACUCGAAUACUACGACGAACAUGUAUCAACAGCUGCGUUUGUGAAAUUCCCAGUCGAUGGUUUGCUCCCCGGUAUCGAUGUCGAUCAACCCGUCCAUCUAUUAAUCUGGACAACCACUCCCUGGACGAUCCCGGCGAACCAAGCGAUUGCAAUCAAUACCACACUGGAUUACUCUUUGAUUGACUCACCGAGUCAUGGCCAUCUUCUCGUAGCAAGCUCAAGAAUACCAUAUGUGGAAGGCAUCCUUGGUGAAGUAGUCAAAGUUUUGAUAGACCGAUUUUCGGUAGAUCUCUUGCUGAAUGCGACGUACUCCGGCCUUGCUGAGUUCGGGAGUGAUGCAAGGAAUAGGCCCAUCUAUCAUGCAGACUUUGUCUCAGCCGAAAGCGGCACCGGUCUCGUUCAUUGCGCUCCCGGUCAUGGAAUGGACGAUUACGAGGCACUGCAACCGUUGAUCAAGUCUGGCAUUGUCAAGGUGAAGGCCCCAGUGGAUAACAGUGGUCGGUUUGACGAAACCGCUUCUCCUCUCCAACCCACCCUUCUGGCCGGCAAAGAUGUUUUCAAGGCGGGAAACCAGUCGGUCCUGAGCAUGCUUGCUUCAAACCAGUUGCUUGCACACAAACAUAGUUUCAAGCACAAAUAUCCGAUCGACUGGAGAACCAAAGAGCCAGUGAUGAUACGAGCGACAGCACAGUGGUUUGCUGAUAUCUCCAAGAUCAAAAGCGAUACGCUGAAAGCAUUGGACUAUGUGACCUUUGUGCCGGACACGGGCGAGACUCGUCUUCGGACCUUUGUUGAGAAUAGGAGUGAAUGGUGCAUAUCACGACAGCGGUCGUGGGGGGUGCCAAUCCCUGCAAUAUACCACAAAUCAACGGGUCUACCAGUGAUCAACCAGGAGAGCAUUCAGCAUAUCAUCCACACCAUCGAAAAUCGUGGAAUUGACGCUUGGUGGUCCGAUGCUGCAGACGACCCUAACUGGAUAGCUCCAGGUCUGAAGCCAACUGAUUACAUUCGAGGAACGGAUACCAUGGACGUCUGGUUUGACAGCGGGACGAGUUGGACAUCGAUGCUAGACCCAAGCGCACCAGGAAAAGCACAGGCAGAUAUUUGUGUCGAGGGCACAGAUCAGCAUCGAGGCUGGUUCCAAUCCAGUUUACUGACCAAAGUGGCAUAUCAGAAGUCCAUGUUUCCCGGAGUACAAGCAUUUGCCCCUUUUGAUACCCUCGCAACUCAUGGUUUCACGUUGGAUGCCCAAGGGAAGAAGAUGAGUAAAUCGCUUGGCAAUGUGAUCGCUCCUCACGAGAUAAUUGCUGGCUUAGAAUCACAAGCUAAAGUGAUCUCGUCAACGACGUCCAAGAAACAGAGAGAGGUACAUUCUCUUGGCCCUGAUGCUCUUCGUCUCUGGGUGGCAAGUAGCGAUUGGAGCAAAGACGUGGUUAUCAGCCAGAUUGUUGUGAAGGCAAUCCACGCAUCACUUGACAAGUACCGUGUGACGAUGAAACUACUGCUUGGACUUCUAGAAGACUUCGAUCUGGACAUGGCCGUCCCUUAUGAAGAGUUGUCUGUACUAGAUCGAAUUGCUCUAGUACAUCUCCAUCGAGUAUCCAGUACAGUGCAGACAGCAUACCCCGACUUCGAAUUUCACAAGGCAGUGACUGCUAUCAAUCGAUGGGUGGCCACUGAUCUGUCUGGGUUUUAUUUCGAAGGGAUCAAGGACAUCAUUUACUGUGAUUCACCCACGAGUGUAAGGCGCCGCAGUGCACAAACCACGCUUCAUCACGUUUUGAGCCACUUUCAACAGAUGCUGGGGCCUAUUACGCCACUACUCGUGGAAGAAAGUUGGGCACACACACCUGAAAACUACAAAGAGAAGCUUGAGCAUCCCUUGAAACGAAUAUGGGCCAAGCCUCCCUUAGAAUGGCAAGGGGGAGAACUGAGCGAAUUGUUACCUCAGAUAACAGCCAUCAACACAGGAGUGAAAGCCGCACAAGAAAAAGCGCGCUCUGAAAAACUGAUGGGGCAGUCGCUCGCGUCAGAUGUUGUUAUAUAUCUUCACCCCACCGUCGAUCUAUCACAGAUACCCAGCGAGACUUGGAAGGAGAUCUUUGUGGUAUCAAGGGUGGAAUUCAUAUUUGACGGGAUGUAUGAGUCCAAAGCUACCACAGACGCCGAAACAGGAGAGGCUUCAUGGUCGCGUCAGACGAAUUUCGAGAUGCCUAAUGGCGCUCUGUCUGGAAUUGCUGUGGUGAAGAGUCCUCAUAGUGAGAAGUGUGCGCGAUGUUGGAAGUACGUUGUGGAUCCGGCGAAGCCCAAAGAGGUGUCGAGUGCAGGACAGAAGGCGGAGCUUCCUUUGUGUGAACGAUGUACCAACACAGUGGCGGAGAUUGUGAAGUAA
Messenger RNA from Exophiala aquamarina CBS 119918, 3009 nucleotides. Its product is annotated as isoleucyl-tRNA synthetase. Gene Ontology annotation, biological process: isoleucyl-tRNA aminoacylation. Lineage: Eukaryota; Fungi; Ascomycota; Eurotiomycetes; Chaetothyriales; Herpotrichiellaceae. The transcript has a single exon. The record is from RefSeq and is a predicted model, not a curated record. Gene Ontology annotation, molecular function: ATP binding; aminoacyl-tRNA deacylase activity; tRNA binding. Gene Ontology annotation, cellular component: cytosol. Bases 1 to 3009 code for a protein of 1002 amino acids.